UUCAGCUCUCCCCGAUAUUAUCCCAUAUCGCUGCUCCACACUCAGAAUCUACCCUCAACUUGUGCGUGGCCUACUCCGACGCUUUCACAGCCCGCAGAAACGCUAUGGACCACUAGCUCCCCGACUCGGACCAUCUCAUCUCAUCAUCUACCCCAGCUUUCCACCUCGAACCGUCAUACCUCCCACUAUGCCCGCAGCCAACAAAGGCAAAGGAAAAGGCCGUGACCGCGAUCGCGAUCGCGACCGAGAUCGUGAUCGAGAUCGAGAUCGUGAUCGCGACGUACGCCCCUCGCGCAGUCGCAACACCACUCCAAGUUCCAGUUUCAGUGCUGGCCCGACCGCCGCCCCGGUCCACAGUUACCUCGACAACGAUGCAUCCAAGCUGAUGAUGAACGCCUCCAUACAAUACGGGGAGCUGCUCGAGCGUAUGGGCGGCGUGGGUCCGAUUCCGGACUCCAAAUCCCUGGAAAUGCUGAUGGAGCAUCUGAAGACGCUCGGCCAGCUGGCCGAGACCCGCCACGACGUCUGCAAUGCCGGCAUCCGGGAGCUAUCGCAGAAGCGCAAGGAAGUCGUGGACGAACCUGAACACGGCGACCGGGACGGCGGCGAUCGACUCAAGAUGAAGCGCGAAGCGGACGAGGAGGACGAAGAAAAGGUGUUCAAGGGCGGCAAGCUGAAGAAGCGCAAGGAGCGCGGCAGCAGCUCCCGGGAGGAUCGACCUCUGGCUCAUGGAGCACAUGGCCUGGCACGGCAGGAUGGUGCAGAAACUAAAGUGGAGGGAGCCGCAUCCCCAGCUUCCAAAAAAUCCAAGAAUGCCGCCGCCGAAGACACCUCGCUCUCCCCGAAGUCCCCCCGCGAGGCCGCAGAGGCAGCCAAGGGCUCUCAAGACGAAGACUCCAAUAGCGACUCAGACGAUAGCUCCGACUCGCACCAGCCCGAGCCGGCCCCGGCCGUGCCUCAAGUGCAGGUGUUCGGCCCCAACCCGCUCAAAUUCGAUGACCCGACCAUCUACCACAUUCGCGAGGUCACGCCGAAUAUGACCGAUGAGGAGAAGAAGUUUAUCUACAGCGUCAACCGCUUCCCGCGCAGCGAUUUGAGCCACAUGAUGGCGGGCGUCCCGCCCGACCGCGACUUCAGCAACUCCAAGCCCACCAACCAAGUCAGUGCCAACACGUUCCUCGCCUACAUUGACCCAUACGUGCGCCCCAUGACGGAGGAGGAUAUGGCAUUCUUGAAGGAAAAGGGCGACCGCGCGACCCCGUUCAUCAUGCCCCGCCGCGGCAAGAAGCACUACACCGAGAUUUGGGCCGAGGAAGACGGACUCAACAACUCCGACCAAGCCAACGGCGAUAAAGAGCGUCUGCCACUGAACCAAGGCCGCGGCAACAUUGACCAAAUCACCGACGAGACGGUCGAGACCGCCAAAGUCUCCGUGGGCCCCCUACUCAGCCGACUCUACUCUCUCUUGCGCUACGAGCACCGCACAAAUCCCGACGACACAGCUCCCAACGGAGACGGACUGGGUCCGACCACGACCAACGGCCUCAACGGCUUUGACUCGAUGGACCUCGACCACCCUCAGCUCCCGCCACCGGGUCUCCCAAACGGCAGCACCAACGAGGCCUCCGACACCAAGCCCCUCGCAUCGGCGACGAGCUUCCCCGACGCGUCCCCCAACGGCUUCAAAGCCGCUGCGGCCAAACUCGACCACGCGCAGCUCGACGAACGCCUCAAGGCCGAGCUCCGCCACGUCGGGUUCCUGGGCCCGGACGACAACCCGGACUACGACGCGCACUACGACGACGACAUCGCGCAGCGGCUGCGCCUGCUGCAGAGCGAGCUCAAGAAGCAGAUGAUCAUCAACAGCGCGCGCAAGGCCCGCCUCUUCGACAUCGCGCGCGAGCGCAUGGCCCAUCAGGAGUACAUGACCAUCCACGACGACCUCGACUCGCAGGUCCAGCAGGCCUACCUCAAGCGCAGCCGCACCCUCGGCAAGAGCAAGAAGGGCUCCCAGGCCAAGCACCGUCCCGGUGGCGGCGCCGGGGGUGUCGGUGGUGCCGGCGGGUCGGGCGGGUCGGGCGUCGGCCGCCCCGCUAUCGGCGACGUCGCGCGCACCCUGAUGGAUCGCCGCAAGCGCUGGCGCGACUGCAUCGGCCCUGUCUUCCGCGAGAGCAAGACGAGCGUCCCCGGGAAGAACGAGACGGUCUUCGAGCCGGCGACCAUGGCGGAACUGGAGAAGGCGGAGCUGGAGGGGUGGGAUGAGGAGCAGGAGUGAUCCUCACACUUAUCGCCCUUAUUUCCUCCUUCAUCUUACAGUAUCCGUGCUGUGUGUACUUGUUCAAUGUACAUCUUCUCUUCCCCCUUUUUUUUUCUUUAUUUUGGGUCUUGAGUGUUUUUGAUUUGGACUGCCCGUUCUUUGUCCGCGCUGAGCGCAUCACAUCAUAAGGGUCUUUGUUUCCUGUCGGCUGAUGAAACUUUUUUAUGGGUUUGAUCUUUUCGGGCGGAGAGUGGGGUCAUGGGGUGUCGGGUGUCGGGCGUCGGGAUUUAGGCGUUACAAAGUCAUGGAUGGAUGGAUGGAUGGAUGGAUGAAAUGAAUGGUUGGCCGGUUUGGC
Molecule: messenger RNA, 2612 nt
Organism: Aspergillus saccharolyticus JOP 1030-1
Lineage: Eukaryota; Fungi; Ascomycota; Eurotiomycetes; Eurotiales; Aspergillaceae
Product: histone acetyltransferase NGG1
Exons: 3
Coding region: 188-2275 (695 amino acids)
Biological process (GO): regulation of transcription by RNA polymerase II
Cellular component (GO): SAGA complex
Molecular function (GO): transcription coactivator activity
Source: RefSeq, a predicted model, not a curated record